AUGACAUCGUCCACUGCAGAAGCCGCCUCCGUCAAGGCAGGCGCUCCCCCACCGAUUGCGAUUGUCGGGAUGGGGAUGCGCCUGCCUGGCGGGGUACGCACUGCGGAUGAUUUCUGGGAUGUCCUCAUCGACCAGAAAGAUUGCUCCUCCGAAGUCCCCAAAACUCGCUAUAAUAUCGACGCAUUCUACGACCCGGAUAAGCCUCAGUCCGUGAGAACGAGGCGGGGAUAUUUCCUCGAGGAGGACUACUUGGAGAAGGCCGAUACGAAUUUCCUUCAAUGGAUUCCGGGAUUUAAUACGAGCGAACUAGAUCCUCAGCAGAGGUUGUUGAUGGAAGUUGUCUGGGAGUGUAUGGAAAAUGCGGGACAGACCGGGUGGCGCGGCAAGGACAUUGGAUGCUACGUCGGUGUAUUUGGGGAGGACUGGCACGAAUUGACUGCAAAGGAGACGCAGAUGAUCUCUCGGACUCAUGUCUUUGCCAACGGAAGGUUUGCACUGUCAAAUCGGGUGUCAUUUGAGUUCGACCUAAAGGGACCCAGCGCUCUCCAUGAAGCCUGCCAGGCACUUCAAACAGGCAGCUGCUCAUCCGCCAUUGUGGCCGGAACCAACAUGCUUCUCACCCCGUCCAUGAGCGUGACGAUGUCUGACAACAUGGUCCUCUCGCCUGAUGGGCUGUGCAAGACAUUUGACGCGAACGCAAAUGGUUAUGCGCGCGGCGAAGCUGUAAAUGCUGUCUAUAUUAAGACCCUGGAAGAGGCAAUAGCAGACGGCGAUCCUAUCCGCGCCGUUAUCCGCGCCACAUCGGCCAACUAUGACGGUAGAACGGCAAAGAUUUUCGCACCAGAUAUUGCCGGUCAAGAGCGGCUUAUUAGAAAGGCCUACGAGCGAGCGCAGAUUGACAACAUCGCAGAAACGGCUUUUGUGGAGUGCCAUGGCACGGGCACCAGACGGGGAGACAUGGUCGAGGCUACGGCGAUUGCUCAGACUUUCCAUCCGCACGGCGUUCAUAUUGGAUCGGUGAAAACAAACUUUGGUCAUGCCGAGGGCGCCUCUGGCCUUACCGCCGUUAUUAAGGCUGUUCUGGCUCUGGAGCAUCGGAUGAUUCCCCCAAAUAUGCAUUUCCGACAACCGAAUCCUUACAUCCCCUUCCAGGAAGCGCGACUCAAAGUUCCAGUCGAGCCCACCCCGUGGCCGGAGAACCGAAAGGAACGAGUCAGUGUCAACGGCUUUGGUGUAGGCGGAGCUAAUGCUCAUGCUAUCCUAGAAUCUGCAUCAAGCAUCGUAUCUGUGGAACCCAAACAGGAGCCGAGGCGAGGACUGGCUCCUCGACUUCUGGUUUGCUCCGCUCAUAGCAAGACAGCCUUGGACGCCCGAAUGAAUGCAAUUAAAUCUUACUUGGCUUUUAGACCGCAGGCUCUGGCCGACGUUGCAUAUACACUUGGGGUUCGUCGUGAUCACCUGUCUCAUAGGUCGUUUACUAUUGUCAACAGUGACGGCGAGAUCCUAGAUGAGGAAGCCAAAUCAUGCCAUGUUGCCAACACAUCGCUAUCCCCUUCACUGGUAUUCGCCUUCAGUGGACAAGGAGCUCAGUGGGCUGGAAUGGGGGUUGAGCUCAUUCGAACAUUCCCCAGCUUUCAGCGAGAUAUACAACUCAUGGACCAGAUCCUGCAACAGCUACAGUCUCCUCCAGCAUGGAGUAUAGAAGACCAGCUAGGAAAGCCACCAGGGCUCAGUCAAAUUGACAUUCCGGAGAUUUCCCAGACACUCUCUGCUGCCAUUCAAAUUGCCCUGGUCAACCUUCUCAAGGACUGGGAAAUCUCUCCGUCAGCCGUUGUAGGUCACUCUAGCGGCGAGGUGAUCGCGGCGUAUGCGGCGAAGGCCAUUUCACUUCGUACGGCUAUCAUACUAGCAUACCUACGUGGACAAUGCGUGUCCAACGCUCCUUCCUCAGGUGGCAUGGUAGCCGUUGGGAUGGAUGAAGCGUCCGUCAAGUCCUAUCUUUCUGAAGGGGUAGUUGUCGCAUGCGAGAAUAGCCUCCAGAGCGUUACCCUAUCCGGGGAAAAGACAAGGUUGGCCUUAGUGGUAGACAGGAUCAAGGCGGACAAGCCAGAAACAUUUAUACGAUAUGUUCCAGUACCUGUGGCGUACCAUUCGCCCGACAUGCGACCAGCCGCAGCCCUUCUCGAGUCACAAGUCGCCCCCUUUCUCGAACAUAAUGAGUCAAUGCUGCCCAUGUACUCCACUGUCACUGGCAAGGUAAUAUCAGACCCGGCUGCCCUCGAUGCAGGGCAUUGGCGGAAAAACCUUGAACUCCCUGUUCUGUUUUCGACUGCGGUGGAUGGUGUCCUGGCCGAGAGUCCUGCGCACAGAAAGAUCUUCCUCGAGAUUGGAUCUCAUUCCGUUCUUUCGGGGCCACUCCGCCAAAUUUUCACGCACAAGUCGAGUGAUAGUGUCUAUAUUUCCACCCUCAUCAAGUCAGAGAGCGAGACGUGCUGCCUACUCAAGACAGCGGGCCAGCUGUAUCUUCAUGGGCACACUGUGGAUUUUCAGGCUAUAAAUGGGAAAGGAGACAUCGUUACUAACCUGCCUGCAUAUCCCUGGGACAGAAAGAGCUUAAACUGGCAGGAAAGCCGUCUGAGCCGUAACUGGAGGUUUCGCGCGUUUCCGAAUCAUGAGCUCUUGGGUUCGCGAAUGCUGGAGGCAAGUGAUCUCGAACCGGGAUGGAGGAACGUGCUGGACACCGGAAACGUGCCGUGGCUGCUGGAUCAUCGUGUGUCGAGGGAGGUUUUGUUUCCGUGCGCCGGGUACAUUUCCAUGAUUCACGAAGCCAUGCGUCAGCUCUCGAACAACGACGACUGCACCAUUCAAAACCUUUCCAUGCAGGUUCCGUUGAUUCUGCCACGGUCAGACACUAUCGAACUUGUUACAACGGCAAGACACGUCAGAGUCAAUGAUCGCGUAGAAUCUGAAUGGUAUGAGUUCUCCAUAAUGUCGUAUAACGGGACCGAAUGGAUCAGACAUGCCGUUGGUCGAGCGAAAUCCGGCGUCAACAAGGUUGAUUCUGAACUACGUGUGCCACAAGACUUCCCUCGGCGCGUUUCAUCCGAGCUAUGGUAUCGGACGCUGGAAAGGGUAGGAUUAAAUUAUGGGCCUACUUUCCGAGGACUACAAGAUAUCACUGCCGACCCUUCAAGGUGUGUGGCUGCAGCUUCGAUGCGCGGCCGCCAAGAUGGCAAGGCUGUCCAUCCGACGGUAAUCGAUAAGUGUCUGCAAUUAUUCACCGUAGCUGCAUGCAAGGGCAGAGCAGUGCACAUGACCAGACUCUAUGUGCCCAUGUUUGUGGGAGAGGUUCAACUCGGUUUGGGUCAGGAAACCAUGAGAGCGGAAGCGACGAUCAGCAAUCGCACAGCAGAACUGGGUAACGGGAGUGUGCGGUUGACGGCCAUGGACCAACAAGAUGCAUCUAUCAAGCAAGUACUUUCAAUGGUGGACGUCACGGUUGCCCCGCUCGACGGCAAUGUGAGGGCAGCCAACGAGGAAGACAUUCCUUUAGCAUCACACGCAGAAUGGCGCCCUGAUAUUGAUCUCCUGAACGAGCAACAGCUACCGCUACGCUACUCCCAGUCUACUGAGGCUGGCUUUGCUCUGAUUUCCAAACUGUCUGCACUGUCUAUUAUUCAGGUGCAUCGACGGAUUGCCGAUGUGACACCACUUUCACCGUCUUUAGAACAAUACCAAAAGUUUAUCAGUACUCAGAUUGCAGAAAUCCAGCGAGAAGCUUUUUGCGGGGUUCCUGAAGCUGCAUCGUGGCUCAAGCUCUCGGAUGAAGCAUUACAGCGCCAGCGGGCCGCUCUGAAUGAGGAGCUCCGAACAAACAAUUUGGGAUUUGUUUCCUCGCCGAGUAACUGGGUCUUGGAAACCGUUCGGGAUAUCGUGGACGGUUCGCUGCCGCCGUCGGCUUUUCCUUCUGCCAUACGGGAGCAGAUAUGGCAGUGUGAAAGCUUGGUUUCUUCGAUGAGUGAUCUGUCUGACUGGUUUGGCCUUCUCCGGCACUCCAAUCCGUUGCUACGGAUCCUCCAUAUCGCUGAGGGAAAGGGAGUGGUAUCCCGUCAGGUCCUUGAGCAUCUCAAUUCUGAGCAUCUCCCACUCUACUCGAAGUAUACAUACACGAGCACGAAAGAUAUCAGCUCAGCCGUAGAUGAACGCCUCAAAGUCUUCAGGGCAGUGAAAUUCAAGAAUCUGGAUAUAACUAUGGAUCCCUUUCAGCAAGGCUUUAAAGGAGCGUAUGACUUGGUUAUAGUUUCAAAUACGAACGUUCCCCGUUCUCAGCUGCAAACUGCUCUUCAAAAUAUUAAAAGGCUUCUUGUCCCCGGAGGCCGAGUUCUGAUUCAUAUACCAAAUACUGUGCUUUCUAUGAUGAGAUACAUCACGGGUCUCCUGGAUAACCAAGAAGUGGAAUCCUGCGGUGCAUCACCUUGUCGCGACCAAUGGGUGGAAACACUACUGCAGGUCGGACUCGAUCAAAUCCAGGGUACGCAAGGCGAACACACUUACUGCAACCUGACUGCUCGUCUGCCGCUUCCGAUUAAGAACCAUAACGAGCUCAUCUACCUUCUUUGUUCGAGCCUGGUCCAUAAUAACGCCUGGAUCUGCAAUGUGGAAGCACAGUUCGAGAGAAUGGGCUAUCAAACCCAGCGUUGCACCCUGGGCGCUGACUUCACAAACAAACAGCGCGUCGUAUCGCUGCUAGAUGUUCAAAAGCCAUUCUUCAAGAAUAUUAGUGAGACGAGCUGGAAGUCAUUCCAGUCGCUCGUCGCGGCUGCGCCCCGGAUCCUUUGGGUAACGCCAUCCGUCGAGCUCACUUGUCAGAAUCCCGACUUCGCGAUUGCCCUUGGGGUGUCUCGCACGGCCCGUCAGGAACAAGACUUGCAUUUUGGGACGUUGCAGAUCGAUGAGUUCCAUGCUUCGGCAGCAGCGGCACUGGUGAAGGUCACUGAAAAGUUUUUCUCGCAGCUGGAUUGCCAAACCGGCGUGCCUGAUCCCGAAUACGAAUUCGCAUUGCAGGGGGGCCAGGUAUACAUUCCACGUUUCCAAUGGUCUCGGUUGCAAGAUCGACUUUAUCAGGAACCUUUACCAAGUGCUUCUGUCAAAAUUGAUAUUAAGGCCUAUGGGUUGAUAGAGUCUCUUUGUUGGUGUGAAGAUGAACCACAGCCUCUGGGACCAGACGAUGUCGAGGUGGAUAUAAAAUAUGUUGGACUCAAUUUCCGCGAUAUAAUGAUUUCAAUGGGGUUUCUAGAGCACAAGGGCCAGCUGGGGAUUGAGGCCAGUGGAAUCAUACGGCGAUGCGGCAAGAACAUUGCACAGUUACAACCUGGUGACAGAGUCGUUGUCGCCCAGCCUGGACUGUUUCGCACACGGGCUAUCGUGCCCUCCUUACGAUGCCUGUGUAUAUCGCCGUCAAUGUCGCUAGAAGAGGGCGCAUCCAUUGCUGUUGUUUUCCCAACAGCACUUUAUUGUCUCAUGGAUAUUGCAAGGCUAGAGAAGGGACAGUCUGUAUUGAUCCACGCGGCAUGCGGAGGGGUCGGACUGGCCGCUAUUCAAGUGUGCCAGAUGAUCGGUGCCGAGAUAUAUGCGACGGCAGGAAGCGAAGCAAAGGCAGACUAUCUGGUCCACAAUAUGGGAAUUCCGCGCCAGCGAAUUUUCAACUCGCGCGACAAUUCUUUUCUGCCGGCUUUGAUGAGUGCGACCCAAGGCCGGGGAGUUGAUGUCGUUCUUAACUCACUGGCUGGGGAGCUACUGCAUGCAUCCUGGAAAUGCGUGGCAGAAUUCGGUAAGAUGAUUGAAAUCGGCAAGAGAGACUUUCUCGAACACGGCAGGCUUGACAUGGAGGCGUUUGGCGGUAACAGAGCCUUCUUCGGGGUCGAUCUAAUUCGCCUUGGGGAAAAGCCAGGCUUGGUUUCAAGACUUGUCGCCCAAGCCAUAACCCUAUAUGAACAGGGCCGCAUCACCCCCGUGCGGCCGCUUGAAGUUGUGGGAGCAACUGAUAUCCACAGGGCUUUCCGACUGAUGCAAUUGGGGCAUCACAUGGGUAAAUUAGUGGUCAAGAUGCCAGAGCGCCCCAGCGAAGUGGACAUUUCCAAGUCACGUUUGAAGGUGGCUCUGCAGGACGAUGUCUCUUAUCUUCUCGUCGGAGGUCUCGGAGGAGUAGGACGAGCUCUGGCAACCAUGAUGGUAGAGCGCGGCGCUCGUCACUUCAUAUUCCUGUCUAGGUCAGCGGGAAAGUCCGCGCAGGAUCAAGCGUUCCGGUGUGAAUUGGAGGCCCAGGGAUGCAACGCAGUCAUGAUUCAAGGAGAUGUCGGAGUACGCGACGAUGUCAAGGCCGCAAUCCAACGCAGUAGUCAGCCCAUUGGAGGCGUGCUGCAACUGUCAAUGGUCCUUCGGGACCACUUUAUCCCAGAUAUGGCGCACUCUGACUGGAAGGAGGGUCUCUCCGCCAAAGUGGCGGGCACUUGGAAUCUUCAUGAAGCACUGAAAGGAUACGAUAGCCGUCUUCAAUUUUUCGUCGUCUGUGGAUCUGUUACCGGCGUCAUGGGUAAUGCUGGUCAGGUCAACUACUCGUCCGCCAAUGCGUUUUUGACAUCAUUUGCCCAGUACCGACUCCGUGCCGGUCUUCCCGCCUCCGUCGUAAAUCUGGGGGCCGUGGGUGAGGUGGGCCAUUUAGCGAUCCAGGACCAGAAGUUGCGAGACAGGAUGCAGGCAGCCCAUGUUCGCCUCCUAAGCGAACAGGAGGUGCUUGAUGCAUUUGAGAUUGCCAUGCUCGAGUGUCAACCAUCGAGCAUGCCGGCGAAUGAAUCUUCCGACGACAUUCUGCGCGUCCGAAACGAUGUUAUCGUGGGCAUGAGUAGCACAGAAUCUCUGGCGAACCCCUCCGUCCGCCCGCUCUGGGGACGAGACGCAAGAUUCAGCGUCUAUGCCAAUUUAGACAUCAACAAACGGCCCCUCUUGAAGAACCUGGACAUAGUAGAGGGCCUGCAACAAGCACUCGCGGCAUUCGAAAAGAAUCCGGACCGGCUGAAAGACCCAGCACUGCCGAAACAAAUAGUGAGGGAGGUUGUCAGGGGCAUACAGGAAUAUUCGAAUUUUGCCCGCGGGCAAGACUAUGCACAGGUGGCUGCUCUGCCUAUUGAUUCCUUGAUGACUGUGGAGUUCCGCAACUGGUCCCGCCGCUAUCUCAAUAUGAACCUCCCCUUGACAGCGAUUGCCAAAGCCGGCACCGUGGAGGGAUUUGCUGAAUUGAUUGUGGAUUCGUUUCGCUCGAAGUAUCUCAAGCAAUGA
Aspergillus lentulus is the source of this 7335-nucleotide messenger RNA. The record is from RefSeq and is a predicted model, not a curated record. NCBI's taxonomy places the organism in Eukaryota, Fungi, Ascomycota, Eurotiomycetes, Eurotiales, Aspergillaceae.